This is a messenger RNA of Tachysurus fulvidraco (yellow catfish), 1070 nucleotides long. It is a transcript of the gene kxd1, whose product is annotated as KxDL motif containing 1. NCBI's taxonomy places the organism in Eukaryota, Metazoa, Chordata, Actinopteri, Siluriformes, Bagridae. The transcript has 6 exons. The record is from RefSeq and is a predicted model, not a curated record. Gene Ontology annotation, cellular component: BORC complex. The coding region runs from base 303 to 848 and encodes 181 amino acids. Gene Ontology annotation, biological process: lysosome localization.
AAGAGCUUCCUGUAAACACUUAGGUCACAUGACAGCUUGACGAAAACGUUUCGAUUUAGAUCUUAGAUUUAUUCCUUUAUUUAUACGUUUUACGAAACUAACGAAUGUAUUUAUUUGCAGUUGCAUAUCAUGCAGAUUCAUUGAUAUUUGAAGAUUUAUAUCUACGCUUGGGUUUGACAAGCCUUUCAGGAAACAAAAAUCGUCCAUCAAGAACACAAUUCAUGGGAAGUCACAGUGAAUCAAUGAAAUACUCAGCUGAUUAAAGCAGAUCCUCUAGACACUGCUGGUUUCAUAGCUGCAGAAUGGAUCCGACUGCUUCUGGAAUCUUCUGCAGCAGGAUGCUGAGCAUGGUCAACUCCGAGGACGUAAACGCCAUCAUCCAGGCGCAGAGACACAUGCUGGACCGCUUCGAAAAGACCAAUGAGAUGCUCAUUAACUUUAACGGCUUGUCCAAUGUGCGGUUGCAGCAGAUGAACGACCGCUUUCUGCUUCACACUCGCACUUUAAUUGAAAUGAAGAAGGACUUGGACAGUGUUUUUCGACGAAUAAGGACAUUAAAAGGCAAGAUUUCUAAGCAGUAUCCUGAAGCCUUUAGCAAUAUUUGUGAGGCUUCCAGUCUGGAGGAUGACGAUGACGACGACUUUGACCCUGUCCCCCCCAGCAUAGCCACCACGACCGCCACGUCUGAACAGAGCACUGAAUCUUGUGACACGAGCCCAGACAUUAUCUCACCCACCAUCAGCCGCUGUUCUGAAGAGCUUUCUCAGGAGAAUCCAGACACACCGGUCUCUAACAGCCCUGAGAGGGUAGUACUGCUUGAUGAGGGCCCAGAUUCAGUCAAUAUCUAGAGAAUACUGCUGAUUCAUUUUGGACAUGUUGCUAAAGACUUUGAGUAACCUUGUGUGCUGAGUGUAACAGCCCACAUGUGGACUUCUUGUCAAGUCCAAUCACGUUAACAUACUACGCCUAGAAGUUAUCCAAAGCUAAAAUAUGCUCUAAGUGUGUUUGCCAAAUAUGCUUUUAGUCAAAACAAUCUGAUUUUUUUUUAUUAAUAAAUUGUUAUAUAUGUG